Molecule: messenger RNA, 1182 nt
Organism: Penicillium salamii
Lineage: Eukaryota; Fungi; Ascomycota; Eurotiomycetes; Eurotiales; Aspergillaceae
Source: the annotation of a GenBank genome assembly
CCCUCAUUCCCCAACCUUGCAUAUAAUCUUGGCCUUUCUUUUUUAACAUGUCGACGUAAAACCAGCCUGGUUUCCCUCGGUAAGUUCCUUUUUGACAUCUAGUCCCUUUCUCACCUUGGCUUUUCUUGGUCUUUCAGAUCUGUCUAUACUUGAUAUCCCGUUUCUAACAGGGUUUAGUUCUUGUGAUACAUUGUGAACUCUUUUUUAUUAUUCCUUAUUCUUGCAGGGAAUCUCUAGCUUUGUCCACCCCCCGCAAAUACCUUGUCUAUGUCCCAGUCCCGCCAGUUGGACGACGAUACCGAUAUGGCUAUUUCGUAUACGCAGCCGUCCGUCGGACACCAAACACUCCCCUCAUUCCGCGAGCUCCUCCCCGCUCACCUUCACGAUGAAAUCGAGUCAACCUCACCAUACUAUACCUCACCACGCUCACAAGACCGCCCGGGCUCCGGCCACGAAAUGGCCGACCCCCGCUCUAUCCCAUAUGGAACCCCUACCAAAGUGCCAUACGACGCACACCGUGAAUAUACAGUCUCCCGCGGCGAACGCAUGGACCCGGGUCACGCUAUGCGGUUUUCCGAAGGCGCAUCCCGCGGCCCGAGUCCAAUCCUCCCACCUAUCCGAGACCUGGACACGAUGUCAGGUCGCCCAGUAAAUCAUAAGGGCUACGAGCGCGCCCCCAGAUCGGACCCUUUUGUCACUCAGGAAUAUCGCCAGCCCGGCCCGGCCCCAAUGGCUGCUAUGCCCGAUCGCCGCAGUGCUGAGCAAUAUGCCCCAAUAAUGCACCCUCAAUCACCAUAUGGACAUCCCACCAUGGGGUACGAUGAGCAGGUCUCACCCCAGAUGAUUGCGCACGGACAACAGGCCAACUUCGGAAUUAUGGGGGAUCCUAUUGAUCCCAAGACAAAGCGCCGACGUGGGAAUCUCCCCAAGCCUGUUACUGAUAUCCUGCGUGCCUGGUUUCAUGAACACCUUGAUCACCCUUACCCAAGUGAAGAGGACAAGCAAAUGUUCAUGACAAGGACUGGACUCUCAAUUAGCCAGAUUAGCAAUUGGUUCAUCAAUGCCCGUCGACGACAACUGCCUGCUUUGCGUAACCAGAUGCGCAGCGGUCCAGAUGCCGAUUCCCAGCGACAGUCUCCUUUCAGUGACAUGGAUAGUGAACUACCCUCUCCUCACCAUUGA